Messenger RNA from Ostertagia ostertagi, 1440 nucleotides. The record is from the annotation of a GenBank genome assembly. NCBI's taxonomy places the organism in Eukaryota, Metazoa, Nematoda, Chromadorea, Rhabditida, Trichostrongylidae.
AUGAAACGUUCAAUACGCAACCUGUGGCGCGGAUUCCUGAUCUGCGUCCUGGCAUUUAUGCUGCUGAUCACCGGCUACUGGUUUCGCUGGUGGGGAGGAAUGCCUUCGAUCAUGGAGCUGGAAAACCCAAGCAGUUCCCUUUCAUCCGAGGUGCUGGCCGCCAAUGGUGAUGUAAUGGGCCGCUACUUUGUACAAGACCGGAGCAACAGCAAAUACAGUGAAAUAUCUAAAAACGUGGUGGAUGCGCUGAUCGCUACGGAAGAUGCCCGUUUCCUGGAGCAUUCCGGUAUUGACGGCCGUGCCACCGCGCGCGCUAUAUUACUGGCCGGACGUGAAGGCGGUGGCAGUACGCUGACCCAACAAUUGGCUAAAAACCUGUUCGGACGUAAAAAGGUCAGCUUUAUAUCGCUGCCUUUUAUCAAGCUGAAAGAAUGGGUGCUGGCUGUGAAGCUCGAGCGCAACCUGACGAAGAACGAGAUUAUCACCUUAUACCUGAAUACGGUGCCAUUCCCCGAUAAUGUGUAUGGCAUCAAAAAUGCAUCCCUGACGUUUUUUAAUAAGCUGCCGGAAAAGCUAUCUGUUAGUGAAGCGGCUGUAUUGAUCGGCACACUGAAGGGUAAUAGCUAUUACAAUCCACGUACGCGCCCGGAACGAGCGCUGGCAAGGCGUAAUACCGUGAUGGACCAGAUGGUGAAGUACAAUAAGCUGGGCAGUGCAGAAGCCGCAAAGCUCAAAGCCACACCUAUUAAGCUGGACUAUCACAAAAUUGACUAUCAUGAAGGGGUUGCCCCUUACUUCCGCCAGGUGCUGGAACAGCAGAUGAAGGAAGCGCUGAAAAACACAACAAAUCCGGUUACCGGCGAGCCUUAUAAUAUUUAUAAAGACGGCCUUAAGAUCUAUACCACUAUUGACCUGAAAAUGCAAGCUUAUGCCGAGCAGGCCGUGGAGCAGCAUAUGAAAGACCUGCAAAAACUAUUCAUGCAGCAAAGCGGUUAUGGCAAUCGUGCGGUAUGGAAGAAGCAAACCAAAUUAAUAGACCGCCUCAUCAAAUCAUCUGAACGUUAUGCGGCACUUAAAGAAAGCGGGGUGGAUGAAAAGGAUAUCCGCGCUGAAUUUGAGAAACCGGCGAAGAUGCGUGUGUUUGCCUGGAACAAGAACAACUACAUAGACACGACCAUGACCCCGCUCGACUCUAUUAUGUAUGUGCGGAUGUUCCUGCAGGCUUCCUUUAUGGCGAUGGACCCGCUGACCGGCGAGGUGAAAGCCUGGGUGGGUGGUAUUAACCACGACUAUUACCAGUUUGACCACGUUAAUGAGAAAACAAAACGCCAGGUAGGUUCUACCAUCAAACCGCUGCUUUAUUGCCUGGCGGUAGACAAUGGUAUUUCGCCCUGCGGCAUCGUAUCUACAGCACCACAGAUGUUUCCCGGACGGUCGGCA